This is a messenger RNA of Mytilus trossulus (common blue mussel), 904 nucleotides long. RefSeq names its product 15-hydroxyprostaglandin dehydrogenase [NAD(+)]-like. The transcript is spliced from 7 exons. The record is from RefSeq and is a predicted model, not a curated record. Gene Ontology annotation, cellular component: cytoplasm. Bases 92 to 847 code for a protein of 251 amino acids. NCBI's taxonomy places the organism in Eukaryota, Metazoa, Mollusca, Bivalvia, Mytilida, Mytilidae. Gene Ontology annotation, molecular function: oxidoreductase activity, acting on the CH-OH group of donors, NAD or NADP as acceptor.
UCUGGUUUCCAUAGUUAAAGAAGUUUUGGUUGUAUAGAUAUAUAUAUAGAUUUAUAUUAUACUUUAACCCACGGUGAUAACGAUAUUCAACAUGUCAGGUAAGGUGGCUGUGGUCACUGGUGCUGCCCGAGGCUUUGGGAGAGCAUUUACCGAAGCAUUACUGAAAAGAGGAGACAAGGUAUGCUUUUGUGAUGUCGAUGUCCAGCAAGGGAAACAAACUGAAAAUGAAUUAAAACAGAAUUUCGGAGACGAUAAUGUGCAAUUUCUACCAUGUGAUGUCCGAAAAGACGAAGAAUUCAAAGAUUUCUUUAACCGAGUGAUUCAGAAAUACAACACCGUUGAUAUAAUGGUUAACAAUGCUGGAAUCAUGAAUGAGAAUCAAUGGAGAACCACCAUAGAUAUUAAUUUAACAGCAAUGGUACACGGGUCUUUGUUGGCAAUGGAUCAUAUGAAGAAUAGAAGUAAUAGUGGAGGUUUAAUUGUGAAUGUUUCAUCCUUGGCAGGUGUUAUGCCAGUGUCAUUUUGUCCAGCCUAUACAGCAUCUAAACAUGGAGUAGUAGCGUUUUCAAGAAGCUGGGCUCGGCAGCCAGAAUUGAAAAGGAACAGAAUUAGAAUAACAUGUUUAUGUCCAAGUUUUGCUGAAACUGAUAUCAUUAAAGGCACUGAUGAUAGAGUAGUUGGACCAGAACUAGCCAGGAAAGCUUUGAAAAUAACUGGUAUAAUGGUGAUUGAUCGUGUUACGGAAGCUUUUCUACGAGUAUUAGAUGACGCUGAUAACAAUGGUAAAGUGAUGGUGGUGACGCCUAAAAUUAUGGACUAUCAUACAUUUUAUGAUCCCAAACUUUAAUAGACAAAAUGAAACUGGAACAUGUAAUAUUUAUAAUUUAAACUGCAUAUAGUUAUU